Molecule: messenger RNA, 1911 nt
Organism: Penicillium atrosanguineum
Lineage: Eukaryota; Fungi; Ascomycota; Eurotiomycetes; Eurotiales; Aspergillaceae
Product: fungal specific transcription factor domain-containing protein
Exons: 4
Coding region: 1-1911 (636 amino acids)
Biological process (GO): DNA-templated transcription
Cellular component (GO): nucleus
Molecular function (GO): zinc ion binding; DNA binding
Source: RefSeq, a predicted model, not a curated record
AUGACGAAGAGGAGUUCACAACGUUCGACUUUGCAAACGCAUUUAUCAAAGCUUACUGAAUAUGAGAAAGCUUCCAACAGCAGUGUCGAUGUAUCAGAAAAUACCUCUGUUGCUGCCCCAAGUUUCCAUUCUUGGCCUUUCAUGUUCGACUCCAAUGGGCCAGCUUCGUCAGCUUCAACCCUGGGGCGUCUGGAUAAAAAAACCCAGGAAGAGUCUUUGAAGGCUAUGAGAGAUUUGAUUUCAAACAUCAAGUUUCUGCCAGCGAUUGAAAAGCAUAUUCGUGCAUACUUCUCAUUCAGUCAAGGAGCCCUUGUACAAAGGCCGAUCAUCUUGGAACUUGCAAGAUUGGUGCGACAAAGCCUUGAAAGUUCGGGGCUCGUUACAGAAGAGACAGCAGACUUAGUUCAUUUCCAAAUUAAUCACCGUUUUACUCUAGAUAUGCUGCGCUGCUCCUCGAGCGAGGUUAUCGUCUCACCGUCUUUGAACCUUGAAGAAUUCUGUGCGCUUUUCUGGGGAGAAAAUGUGCGUGUGGAGACUUUGGGACUGUUGUUUGCAGUGGCUGCGCGCUCUCAUCUAUACCGCUACUCCGAUGACGAUAGAGACGAUGAUUUCAUUAGUGAAAUGAACCGCUGCAGCAAUUUGAGCUUACGACUAGCUCGCGAUCUUGCGCCGCAAGCCACUGAUCUCAUGGUUUGGCUUGCACACGAGCAUUUGCAACUAACAACGACAAUCGAAGGUGAUGCUAGUCUGAGUGUUUGGAGACGUAUGGGCGAUCUCGCAACAGAUCUCUUUGCAUUGGGUCUUAAUCGCGAAUCCACAUACUCGCCCAAUUCCAUACCAUUCUUCCUUGCUGAAUCGCGACGACGAAUGUUCUCCAAGGCAUAUUACCUCGAUAAAUUAUUUGCAAUGGUGUUCCAUCGACCACCUCGGAUAGCAACUCGACACGCAGAUUGCAAGCCUCCUUUGGAUUUAUCUGACGACGAGUUAUUCCCAGACUCCCCCGAAGUAUUGGAUCGGGCCCGAAAGAGUCUCACGCAUGAUGGUUGGAACACAGAUGGGCGAUACAGACCAACCACAUGGGCUCGGGUUCGGUACAUCCUUGGGCAAUUCCGCGAAGAAAUCGUGGAAUAUCAGAUUCAACCUCGGCGGUUUACGGAUGAUACAAAUAUCAGGGAUCUAGCGAUUCGAUGCCACGAAGCUUGGAUUGCAUUGCCCCUGCAUACGCGAUACGUCAAGGAGAGUUGGACGUCAAAUAUUCCGCCAGAAGUCUUGUUCAUGCAAGGAAAAGUAUACUUGUCAUAUCUCCAUAUACAGUUUCAGAUUUAUCGACUCCUUGGCGAGGGUAGUAUGAUUCCGUCAUCCGAAAUCCUGGGUGUAUCAGCAGAUAUGCUCGAGACAAUCAUCCAAGUGGCAAAUCCGCGCGGAAGAGCCUCGUAUUGCCCUCGUGAUCUACCUGGAAUUCUUCUAUCAUAUGGUCUUCCGUCCGCUUCAAUGCUCAUUAAAGCAUUAGAGAAGGAUAAUUCGGAAUCAACCAACACCCUUCCACCCAGCAUGAAACCAUCUAAUCUAAUACGAAAUCUCUCCGUGCUGGUGUCUCAUUUGGAAAACGUCUGCAGUCAUAGGGAGACCAACCACACAUUCUGCAUACAAGCCUCUAAGGCCAUUUCAAGGAAGCUUGAUAAUAUCUUGAAUGAGCCUAUAAUGCCGGCGUCUUCAACCCCUUUCAAUGCGCUGCAGGGCUUAAAUACGCCAUCCAAGGCUUACCCGGCCCCAGGAAUGUCAAAUAAUACACCAUACGGGGGAGACGAACUUGAUUUGCUUGACAUGGAUGACCUUGACGGCUUUGAUCUGGCAAAUUGGGUUACAGAUGUUGAUUUAGAUACUCUUGACAGUUCUUGGAACAUUCAAUGA